AUGAGUGAAACCGAGCUCAGCAAGCGUCUGCAGUCCUUCUUGACUACCGAUAAGGGGAGAUUCAACGAGAUCACUGCCCUCUCGCAGAAGGCCAUCAACGAUGGCAUGUCCCAACUGUUGAAUGAUCAUCCGGAACUUACUGAAGUCAAGGCUUCCCUGGAGGGCAUUGGCUCUCUGGAUGCCACACUAAAGACCAGCCAGCUUGCCCUGAACGUUACCGGGCAGCAGAAUGCCGUCUCCAUGUACUAUUGUACCUUGGGGUUAGGGACUGUUAACUUCACCAUCCUGAAUGAAGAGGUUCAAAUUACCGAUUGGACUAUUGCUUGGACUUGUAAUCUUGAUAAGGAGGUAGUUGAUCCAAGUUCUGAUGAGUUCAAAGAAGUUCAAACACAGAUCAUGCAGCCUGGGGACUACUCAAUCAGUUCUCUAUUCUUUGCUUUCACUAAUGAUCAUAUCAUCACUUAUGACCGCGAACAGAGCACCUUCAACGGCGCCGAUCUGUCCGACGAGCAGAUGACUUAUUUAGGUAUUCUCCUGGGUCGUUGGUACACGAACCAGGACAGUCCCGAGACGGUGAACGAGGAGGCACCAUCCUUUCCUCCAACAUCUCUGAAGCUACAGACAUACCCUUAUAUCGCUCCCAAUGAGACGAAGCCUGCGGAGGGUCUUGGGUCGAUAGGCGAAAACAACAUGCUACUCUACCUUCAAAUGACUGACAAGCGACCGUUUCCCGAUAUCCGCCUCCUUGAGCAUUCGGGGAACUACGUCUCCAAGGGCAUGAACGGCACGAUUAUCAUCGAUCGGGACAUCAUCUGGGAUAGAUACCUCUUUCGAGAUACUGUCCCCAAGCUGCUAUCGCAAUUCAAUAUCCACACGUACGCGUGGGUGGCCAGCGCGAAUAAUUCGGAGCUCUUUGGAGAGCAAUGGUCCAUUGCGCUCGGGGACCCGAGCCAUUCAAGCGAUGCUAGUUUUUAUGCGUGGAAGCAAGUCUCGAGUCUUUUAGCUUGGACGUGGACUCCCUCCAACGAGAAGCAGACAUAUCAGCACACGUACAAGUCUGAUGCAGGCUGGAACACUCUUAACAUCAAAUGUACCACAUCCAACAAACUGAGCGCCAUGUCCGGAACUGGCACCAUCAAUGCGAGUGGGACCACGGGUAUCACCGUUGAUUGCGAGGCAGCUGCCACUACCUUUCCGAUGGUCGGGGGGUACAGGUACACCAUCCAUGUCACCAUUAACUGGCAAACUGACAUCACAGUUACCACCACCAACGGUGGUCUGAAGUUCUCUCUUAAUCUGCCCGCCGAUCUGACCAAGGUCUUUCAGGUGACAGCGGAUCCUCUGCAGUGGAAUGGUUCAACAUCGGGCUUUGACGAUAAACUGGAAGCUGUCAAGGCUAUAUACCAGAAGUUCCAGGACCGGCUCGUGCAGCAAUUCCAGAAUGAUACCUCGUUCGGUGAAGCCGAGAAGAGUCUGGAGAGUGACCUCAACACCUCGGCCCGGUUCGUGAUUCCAGGCAAGGGCUCAUUGGCUUAUGAGAAUCCGAUUUUCAACAACAAUGGGGACCUGAUGAUUGAGGCCAAUUAUAUAGUGUAG
This is a messenger RNA of Aspergillus niger, 1596 nucleotides long. RefSeq lists its product as uncharacterized. The record is from RefSeq and is a predicted model, not a curated record. The transcript has 8 exons. Lineage: Eukaryota; Fungi; Ascomycota; Eurotiomycetes; Eurotiales; Aspergillaceae. Bases 1 to 1596 code for a protein of 531 amino acids.